AUGUGACAUGUGUUUACUUGUGAAAUGAUAUCCACGAAAUAUUCCUCGUUAAUCCCAGAUUUUCUUCGAGAAUUAUGAAAUUUGAAAUAUCAAACUUAUCCCUGCCCUUCACCUGUUCUCAACCAAUCUUCCCGGUCCAGUGCGUAAUAUAAUGCAAAAGUAGAGGCAUAUUGUUUUUGUCCGAUCCCGUCGAUUUCAGAUCUGCCACAUAAAAAUAGCUGUCCACGUCGCACUCGCAGAGUAGAGUGAGUCGGAAAAAGCUUAGCACGAUGGCGGGCAUGGUUGCGAUCGGUUCUUUGAGAUUGCCUUCUUCCUCUUCAUCGGCUUCAUCGAGUUCUUCGAAUAUGAGUCGGAGAGUGCCUGCUACAAGCAUGCCGUUCUUGGCAUCAACUUUCACGGGUGAAAAGAUUUCUUCCAAGGCGUUUUCAGUUAAUCGCCGGUCAACAGGGAGGACUCCGUUGAUUGUUUGUCCAAAAGCGGUUUCGGAUUCCAAGAAUUCGCAGACUUGCCUUGAUCCUGACGCUAGCCGUAGUGUCCUGGGAAUUAUACUUGGAGGUGGUGCCGGCACUCGUCUUUAUCCACUUACCAAGAAGAGAGCAAAACCAGCUGUUCCUUUAGGAGCGAAUUACAGGCUGAUUGAUAUCCCUGUGAGCAACUGUUUGAACAGUAACAUAUCAAAGAUUUAUGUUCUUACGCAAUUCAAUUCUGCUUCUCUCAAUCGCCAUCUGUCCAGAGCGUAUGCUAGCAACUUGGGUGGGUACAAGAAUGAAGGUUUUGUUGAAGUUCUUGCAGCUCAACAGAGUCCAGAGAACCCAAACUGGUUCCAGGGUACAGCUGAUGCUGUGAGGCAGUAUCUCUGGUUGUUUGAGGAGCACAAUGUAUUGGAGUUUCUCAUUCUUGCAGGGGACCAUUUGUACAGAAUGGAUUAUGAAAGGUUUAUUCAAGCUCACAGGGAAACUGAUGCUGAUAUCACUGUAGCUGCACUACCAAUGGAUGAAAAGCGGGCUACUGCAUUUGGUCUGAUGAAGAUUGAUGAAGAAGGACGUAUAAUUGAAUUUGCUGAGAAACCAAAAGGAGAGCAACUGAAAGCUAUGAAGGUUGACACCACAAUUUUAGGUCUUGAUGAUGAGAGAGCAAAGGAGAUGCCCUACAUUGCUAGUAUGGGUAUUUAUGUUGUCAGCAAAGAUGUAAUGCUGGAACUUCUAAGGGAGAAGUUUCCUGGAGCCAAUGAUUUUGGAAGUGAAGUCAUUCCAGGUGCUACCUCCAUAGGGAUGAGGGUUCAAGCUUACCUUUAUGAUGGAUACUGGGAGGAUAUUGGUACCAUUGAAGCAUUUUAUAAUGCAAACCUGGGAAUUACUAAAAAGCCAGUGCCAGAUUUUAGCUUCUAUGACCGUUCAUCUCCAAUUUACACUCAGCCUCGAUAUUUGCCUCCAUCCAAGAUGCUUGAUGCUGAUGUGACCGAUAGUGUAAUUGGUGAGGGUUGUGUCAUUAAGAACUGUAAAAUUCACCAUUCUGUGAUUGGUCUCCGAUCUUGCAUUUCAGAAGGAGCCAUCAUUGAGGACACCUUAUUGAUGGGAGCAGACUACUAUGAGACCGAUGCUGACAGGAGAUUUCUGGCAGCAAAGGGUAGUGUUCCAAUUGGUAUUGGGAAGAACUCUCAUGUCAAGAGAGCAAUUAUUGACAAGAAUGCUAGAAUUGGGGACAAUGUAAAGAUCAUCAACAGUGACAAUGUGCAAGAAGCUGCAAGAGAGACGGAUGGAUAUUUCAUCAAGAGUGGGAUUGUCACAGUAAUAAAGGAUGCCUUGAUUCCAAGUGGAACCGUAAUCUAAGACUUGCACGCUGACUGCUAGUCAGAGGUACUUUUUAUUCCUGAGAAAGGAAUGACAUAGCGAAUAUGCUUCACUUGUUCUUUCCUUUUUAAUCUUCACGGUAAUGCCUUUUCCAUUUAUGUUAGUAUAUCUUGAGGCGAUAAAUUUUAGUGGAGGAAGAGAGCCAGAGGACAUCUGGGUGAUGCUGUAAAGGUCUUGUUCUACUCUAAUAAAAGCGUUUAGUUUUGUUUAUAAAUUGCUUGCAUUUUUUCAUGCCUCAGUCUACUCGUCCUUGUUAGAAUUUGAUGAUUAGGAAUAACACAUUAAUAUCACGUGUAAUUGGUUCAGUGGAAUGAUUAUUCCUCCGUGUUACAUCGAAUACACUAGUUUAAGUUAC
Rubroshorea leprosula is the source of this 2205-nucleotide messenger RNA. NCBI's taxonomy places the organism in Eukaryota, Viridiplantae, Streptophyta, Magnoliopsida, Malvales, Dipterocarpaceae. The record is from the annotation of a GenBank genome assembly.